AUUCAGGAGUCACGGGACCUACACGAGGUGGCGCUGCUGGUCGUGGGCAACAAGCGGGACCUUCUGCCGGACACGCGGUACGCGGCUGAGCGGUCCAGGGAGAUGGCCUCCCUCGUCCGCAAGCAGUGGAAGGCGGGAUAUGUUGAGGUCUCAGCCAAGUACAACUGGAGGGUCGUGGCAGCUUUCAGAGAGCUGAUCGCCGCGGUGGAAGAGACCCGAGCCAGAGACUCGAGUCGCCCUCACAACCUCCAUGAGCUGCACGAGGCCAUCGAGAGUUCCAAGUGUACCAUUCUCUGAUACCGGCACCUCACGAGACACAUCGUCUUGUGCCUCACAAGUUCCAAGUGUACCAUUCUCUG
This is a messenger RNA of Hyalella azteca, 359 nucleotides long. RefSeq names its product ras-like protein family member 10A. The annotation marks the transcript as partial. Gene Ontology annotation, molecular function: GTP binding; GTPase activity. The record is from RefSeq and is a predicted model, not a curated record. NCBI's taxonomy places the organism in Eukaryota, Metazoa, Arthropoda, Malacostraca, Amphipoda, Hyalellidae. The transcript has 2 exons.